UAAUGUAGCCACUCUUUGUUCGCCCUCAUAGCUAUGGAAGAUAUUUAACACAACCGGAUACAUUUCUUGGAGACGUUAGCGAAUAGUUAGACCGUCCUUGGGCACAUACCGAUAUAACGUUAUUUAAAGCUGUUCAAGAAUAACGUUAGUUAAAUUUACUAAUAUCUGAAUGAAGGUUGGUACAGGGUGGUGGCGUUCUGUGGACGGUGACGGUGGAACCAGCAUUGGAAGUAGAAGCUAACCAGUUGUCACUAAGUUUACAUCCGCAAUCGACAUAUAUGCCGACCCUGAAGUGAUGAUGCAGAAUGGCACCACAGGAACACUGCGAUGUACCUUUAAGUCCAGUGAAGUGGUCAGCAGCGCCACCUCAGUGACCUGGAGUUUUCAGUCAAGUCAGCCCGACAGUCGGUUCUCCAAAGCCCCGUACGUGAUUUUCUACUUUUCCAGUGGGAAAGGAUUCCCAGGAUCAGAAGAAUUCAAAGACAGAGUGCAGUUUAUUGGAGACAUCAACAAGAGGGACGUCUCAAUACAGCUGAGUCCAGCUCAGUUCAGUGACAAUGGUACCUUCUUCUGCGACGUGAAGAACCCACCAGAUGUUACGGGAACACCAGCGCGAACAGAGCUCAGGGUUGUGCUGAAAGAGUCUCUUCCUCAGAACAACACUACCCUAAUAAUUGGAGCAGUCUUUGGUGCUUUACUUCUGCUCGUCCUCAUCGCUGCAGGUGCUUGCAUUUUCAUUAAGGUGCAUCACAACCGCCAUGAUUACGAAGGAUGUACGUCCUUCGAAAGCGUGAGCUCUCAGGCUCCGCAGCCACGAAAGAAGGUGGAGUCUAGCCUGGAGGGCUCCAAGUGUACCGUUCCCUUGGGUCCACUGCAGGGCCCGGUGAUAUACGCCCAGUUGGAUCACUCAGGCAGCAAAAACUCGUUCCAUAAGAUGGAGCCAGUGGUCUACGCUGACAUUCGUAAAAACUGAAGAGUAACUGGGGACCAAAAAAUAAAUGAAACACAGUAAAGUAUGAGACCUCUUUAUCAGCUGCUCUUGGGAAGGGUGGGAUUAUUUUAACAGGGACUAAUUGGUGUGGUUUUCCUUCUAUUCACAUGUCCUCUGAAAGCAUGAUGCUAUGAUAAAAUAAUGUCUCCAUGUGCUUUAUUGUAAAGAUAAAAAUCAAAGCAAAGGAACAGCUUAAUGAACACUCCAUCACAUCAGUCUUAAUAUUCUGCAACACGGGAUGUACAAAAUAACAAUGCAUUCAUAAAUAUCAU
Monopterus albus (swamp eel) is the source of this 1263-nucleotide messenger RNA. It is a transcript of the gene mpzl1l, whose product is annotated as myelin protein zero-like 1 like. The coding region runs from base 296 to 973 and encodes 225 amino acids. NCBI's taxonomy places the organism in Eukaryota, Metazoa, Chordata, Actinopteri, Synbranchiformes, Synbranchidae. The record is from RefSeq and is a predicted model, not a curated record. The transcript has 6 exons. Gene Ontology annotation, cellular component: plasma membrane; cell surface; focal adhesion.